Molecule: messenger RNA, 312 nt
Organism: Somion occarium
Lineage: Eukaryota; Fungi; Basidiomycota; Agaricomycetes; Polyporales; Cerrenaceae
Source: the annotation of a GenBank genome assembly
AUGAUGCCAUUGUCGCUGCACAUCUCGGACAUAGGCUUUGCCGUGCUUUGGGACCCACGAAACGUUAACGUUGGCUCUGAAUAUGCCGCUGAGGACUGUAUUGUCCCAUUGACACAUCGUCGGAAAGAAGACCCAACUUUUAUGAGUAUCGACAACUUGUGCUCGACAUUCAAAAGACUUGCAAGCAGUCUCUUAGGUCGACAUACGGCCUCCAUUCUAUUCGGCCCAUUGAUCCUCAGCUCUCUGAGCCCGAGAUCGGACAUUGGGGAGGCAACUUUCGGGUCUCGAGAUAGAACCGCAACUGAUACAUAG